Bipolaris oryzae ATCC 44560 is the source of this 774-nucleotide messenger RNA. RefSeq lists its product as uncharacterized. The record is from RefSeq and is a predicted model, not a curated record. Bases 1 to 774 code for a protein of 257 amino acids. The transcript has a single exon. Lineage: Eukaryota; Fungi; Ascomycota; Dothideomycetes; Pleosporales; Pleosporaceae.
AUGAAUGCCCUCGAUUUCCUAGUGGAAUUUGUUCACCUCGAAGGCACCUCAGACCAUCUACUUCCGCAGCACAACCAAAAUACCAGCGCUUCCAAGCAUCCGAUAUGCAAAACAGGAGUAGAGAUGAUGACUUCAGCGCAUGCCAUCGCUUAUGAGCAGUAUCAUUUUGCGCAGCAAGCAUCCGAACAAGAAGCUGCAUUCACUAUCCCUACAAACCCACUGUCUACGCAACACAUGUUUCCAGUAUCAGCAAGUCAUUUGCCUGAUACCAGCGUUGCCAACUUUGAACAUCACGACAUACCGCAUCCUUCAAUAGAGCACGACGACCACGCGUCACAGACAUUCACUGGACAUCCACUGAAAGAGGAGAGGGACGAAUCUUCUCACAAAGCAAUAUCCUUCAUAUCGCAAUCAUACUGCCAGCAAUCAAAUGGCCAUGCACCAUGGAAUACAGGCUACGAAGCCAGCAACACUCAACCCCCUGUCCUGAACACACGGUACGACCCUCAUACACCAUACAUGUCCCAACCCUUCCAACAACACGAAACACAUUACAUAUCCUCCUCCGAGAACGCCUCACCCGUCCAAAUCCAUUGCACCAACAGCAUCUGCAGAUGCUGGACCCAAGAACCACAAACUUAUCACCCGGUAGAAAAUACAUGGCCACCCUGGAACACAACAACCCACACCCCACAUGGUCUCGAAGUCCCACCCACAUACACCGAAUGGGCACCUGGAAAAUCUACUAGAAGGCCCAAUUUCAGCACUGCCUAG